GUUUAUCUGUAAAAAUGCUUCUGACCCUUUUGUUUAUUUAUUUAAAUUUGUAAUUUUUCUUUUUAGUCUCUGUUCCGUUGAAACAUUUCAGGUGAAAAGUUGAGAAAUUUUUCAUGUGGAUGCUAUGCUGUCUGAUGAUUAUCAUAGAAUGAUCAAAUUGGGUAGAACCCAUAUAGCUUUUUUGUUAUUGGGUUUAACAGAAAAUUAUGAAAUAGUUGAAUUACUAGAGGUAAAUUUAUCUGUGCUUCUCCGAUUUCUCAGCAACCAAAGGGAGCUUUGGAUACUUUUAUUUAUGUUCCAUUUGGUUUCUGGGAAAAUUGAAGAAUCUGAAAGAAAUUGAAGUGUUGGUGCCUUUAAACCGCACGUAAGGGUAAAAAACUUUUGAUGCUUAGUUAUGAAGUGUGAGAAUUGUAGUAAGAGUAGUGCUACCUUGUGUUCCUGUAAAAACGUUUCAGUCACGCUUCGUAAUGUCAUAUGAGAUUUUGAGCUAAAUGAACAGAGAGGGGAGAGGAUCUUGGGGCUCAAAAUAAUUUUAUUAACAUAUGCUUUUCGAUUAUUGUUUGACACUUUUUCAGCUGAUAGGGCAUAUACAUAUCUGAUUCACAGUGUGCCAGUUCGCCCGUGGUUCAGUGGCAGAACUCUGUUGACAAAUACUCCCUUGCAAUUAGAAGAUCAUAGGAUUCUUGUUCAUUUGUAUGAUUUUGUUUAAAUUUUUUUUUAAUGGUGACCUCAAUUAGAAAUUUUUCAAUAAUAAAAAAUCACUUCAGAUCGAGGAAUGGCUAAACAAGUUGUCGCCGCCCAACCGUCAGUUUCAUUUGAGUAUGAGCUUUUAGAUGGUGAUUCUGAUCACCUAAGGACUGUCGUAGGCUCUACAGACCAGAAAAGUCCGUGGAUUGAACCUUCAAAGUUGAAACUUAGACACAGAAUUGGGCGGGGACCCUUUGGUGAUGUUUGGUUAGCAACCCAUCAUCAGUCGACUGAAGAUUAUGAUGAGUAUCAUGAGGUGGCUAUCAAGAUGCUUCAUCCAAUUAAAGAAGACAACAUGAGAAUUGUGUUGGAUAAACUAGAAGAUAUGUUCCGUAAGUGUCAAGGAGUAAGAGGUGUUUGUUGGCUACAUGGAACUUCAAUAAUCAGUGGAAAGAUAUGCAUCAUAAUGAAAUUAUAUGAGGGAUCAGUUGGUGACAAAAUGGCUCAAAUCAGAGGAGGAAAGCUUGCACUUUCUGAUGUUCUGAGGUAUGGGAUAGGGUUGGCUGCGGGGGUUUUUGAACUACAUUCCAAAGGGAUCUUGGUUCUUAACCUAAAACCUUCUAAUGUUCUUCUAAAUGAAAAUGACCAAGCAAUACUUGGAGAUUUUGGUAUUCCUUAUCUAUUGCUUGGCAUUCCAUUGAUAAGCUCAGAUAUGACUCGGAGGAUCGGAACGCCAAACUACAUGGCACCUGAACAGUGGCAACCAGAAGUACGAGGUCCAAUAUCCUUUGAGACCGACUCUUGGGGUUUUGGGUGCAGCAUUGUGGAACUGUUGACUGGUGUCCGACCUUGGGGUGGGAAAUCUGUUGAUGAAAUAUCUGAUUCAGUAGUCAGAAGGCAAGAAAAACCAGAUAUACCAAGUGGACUUCCUCCUGCAAUAGAGAAUCUUCUUCUUGGUUGCUUUGAGUAUGACUUGAGGAGUCGCCCUUUAAUAACGGACAUAUUGAAUGUAUUUAAAAGGUAUGUGUCUCUUCUAUGUUUAUAUCCUGUUUUGAGUUUUUGAGAUGAUGAAUAUAAU
Messenger RNA from Prunus dulcis (almond), 1765 nucleotides. RefSeq names its product E3 ubiquitin-protein ligase KEG-like. The record is from RefSeq and is a predicted model, not a curated record. Gene Ontology annotation, biological process: protein phosphorylation. The transcript is spliced from 3 exons. NCBI's taxonomy places the organism in Eukaryota, Viridiplantae, Streptophyta, Magnoliopsida, Rosales, Rosaceae. Gene Ontology annotation, molecular function: ATP binding; protein kinase activity. The coding region runs from base 776 to 1750 and encodes 324 amino acids.